AUGAACCGCUUUGACGAUAAAAAAAGAGUUGGUGUAUCUUCUGUUUCAAAUUCUAGGCUUUUGGAGACUUUAGCUAAAAAAAAAGAGCAACUUAAAUUGGUUCUUAAUAGUUCUGAUAAAGGGAGAAAUGUUACAAAAUGUCAACCAAAGAAAUCUCUUUACUCUAAAAAAAAACAUAAAGUUACAAAAUUAGAAGAUGGUCAGUUUAUUGCUGAAGAAGAUGAUGAUUAUGAAUGUAAUAUUAGUGAUGAGGAUCAGGUUGAAGAAAAAAUGGAAGAUAUAGUAGCUGAUUCAAGUGGUGAAGAGGUAAUAGAAGAUUUUGUUGAACCAGUGCGGUUAAAAAUUUCAAAGCAGAAAAGUGGUGAAAUUGAAUACGAAGUGACCAGUGAAUUACCUAUUCAUGCUCUUCAAAGUAGUGACGAUGAAGAUGUACAACCCGUUAAGGGAAAAACAAAUAAAAGAAAAUUAACUAUUGAUAGUUCAGAUGAUGAUCAUGUUAAGUCACCUAUGAAAUCGAAAAAAUUAGAAAAUUCUAAAAAAAGUAAGAGAAUAAAAGCAGAGGAAGUAGAGGAUGAUGUUAACGAUAAAAAUUACUGUGGAACAUUUAACAAUUGUUCUGAUAGUGACGACAAUCAAGAUGUUUGUCGUACAUAUUCUGACUCUGAAUUAAAACAGAAAACAAUUGAUUUUUUUAAUCAUGCAAAAAUUGAAGAUAUUCGUAGCACACCAAGAAUAUCCGACAAGAUGGUUAAUCUCAUCAUGUCAAUGCGUCCUUUCAAUUCAUUUGAUGAAUUUCAAAAAGCUUUAAACACUGUCCCAAGAGGUAAUCAGGCUAUUGAGGUAUAUUUUGACUACCUUGAAAAUAGAGGAAUUAUUGAAAAAGUUCUUGAUGAUUGUACUGGAAAAGCUAAAGAAAUGUCAAAAAGACUUCAAGAUAUGAGCAAACAAGAAGUAGUUCAACAACCAGCAUCAUUAAGUAAUUGUUCACUUCAUGAUUAUCAAAAAAUUGGUCUUAAUUGGUUAAUCCAAAUGCAUAAAUUAGGUUACAACGCUAUAUUAGCUGAUGAAAUGGGUCUUGGAAAAACUAUACAAAUUAUUGCAUUUCUAACACAUCUCAAAGAAAGUGGUGUUUGUGGACCACACUUGAUUGUAGUACCCUCCUCAGUUAUUGAAAAUUGGCAAAGCGAAUUUUCUAAAUUUUCACCAAAAUUGAAGAUUUUAUGUUAUUAUGGUGCUAUGGAGGAACGCAAAAGACUAAGAAGAGAAGCAGUUAAAGGCACAAAAAAUAUAGAUGUUCUUUUGACAACAUAUAAUAUGAUUACGUCAAAAGAAGAAGAUAGAAAGUUUUUUAAAGCUUUUUCUAUUCAUUAUGUUGUGUAUGAUGAAGGUCAUAUGUUAAAGAAUUGUAAUACUACUCGAUAUCGUUCUUUAAUGAAAGUUAAGGGAAAAAGAAAAAUUCUUCUAACUGGGACUCCUUUACAAAAUAAUUUGAUUGAAUUAAUUUCACUAACAUAUUUUGUAAUGAGCAAGAUGUUUCUUAACUAUUGUGAUGAUAUUGACCAACUACUUGGACAGUUUCAAAUAAGAACUCAGUGCGGGAAGCGAACAAAUACAGUUACAAGUUUAAAACAAGAAUAUGAAAAGGAACAUUGUGAAGAAGAUAGAACACCAUUAACUGUUGAUGAAUUAUAUGAAUCUCAUAAAAUUGAGCAAGCUAAACUUAUUUUGGCACCAUUUAUGCUAAGAAGAUUAAAGGUUGAUGUUUUGCAAUCUUUACCAAAAAAAAAUCAAGAAAUUAUGUAUGUUGAAUUAAAACCAUUACAAGUUGAAAUAUAUGAUUAUUGUCUUAACGAUAUUCGGAUGGCAUAUCAUAGGGGUGAUGGUUCGAGUGUGGGUGGUCUUAUGCAAUUAAGACAAAUUGCUAAUCAUCCUUUAUUAUAUAGGUGGAUAUACAAUGAUGGAUUGUGUCAUAAGAUUGCUGAAUUACUUGUUAUGUAUAAUGAUUCCUAUAAAAAAAAGAAUCCAAUUUUUUUAGCAGAAGAUUUAGGUUUUAUGAGCGAUAUUGCUAUUCAUAAACUUUGUCUUACAACUGAUCAGACACUUAUUUAUGCUUUAGAAGAUUCAAAGUUUUUGGAAAGUGCAAAAAUUGAUGCUUUGGAUAAAUUGUUACCUAAAAUUAAAGCAUCAAACGAAAAAGUUUUGAUUUUUAGUCAAUUUACAAUGUUAUUGGAUAUACUUGAAGUAUAUCUUGAAAUUCGAGGUUAUCAUUUUAAAAGACUUGAUGGAUCGACACCUGUUAUGGAGAGAUUUCAAAUGGUGGAAGAAUUCAAUCAAAACGAUGACAUCUUUGUUUUUCUUUUAUCAACUAAGGCUGGGGGUCUUGGUAUAAAUUUAACUGCUGCAAAUAAUGUUAUAAUACACGACAUUGAUUUUAAUAUUCAAAAUGAUAAACAAGCUGAAGAUAGAGCCCAUAGACUCGGUCAAAAAAAAGAGGUAAAUAUCUACCGUUUUAUUUCUAAAAAUACGGUUGAAGAACCAAUGUUAACGAAUGCAGAGAAUAAGUUAAAACUUCAGGAGAAUGUAACAGGUGACAACAGUGAAAAUAUUGAAAGCACAAUUGAUCACAAAUUAGUGGAAGUUUUACUUAAAGAUGCGUUUGAUAAGAAAGAUUCAAGUCUAUUUUAG
Molecule: messenger RNA, 2685 nt
Organism: Strongyloides ratti
Lineage: Eukaryota; Metazoa; Nematoda; Chromadorea; Rhabditida; Strongyloididae
Product: SWI/SNF-related matrix-associated actin-dependent regulator of chromatin subfamily A member 5
Exons: 3
Coding region: 1-2685 (894 amino acids)
Cellular component (GO): nucleus
Molecular function (GO): DNA binding; ATP-dependent chromatin remodeler activity; chromatin binding
Source: RefSeq, a predicted model, not a curated record